CAUCAGGGAACGGGUCAGCCGUGGUAGCACAUGCGCAGAUUCACGCGACUGCCAUAUGUCUGAAAGAGAUUUUAAAAAGUGACAGUGAGGUAACAGUGUACAAAACAUGGGGAAAAAACAGAAAAACAAGAGUGAAGAUAAUGCCAAGGAUGACAUUGAUAUUGAUGCAUUGGCAGCAGAGAUUGAGGGAGCAGGAGCUCCUAAACCAAAACCAGUUAGUAAAAAGAAGAAAAAAGAUUUUGAGGAAGAUGAUAUACUAAAAGAAAUCGAAGAACUUUCUUUAGAGAUUCAAGGAACAAAGGGCCAUAACGAAGCAGCCAAAUCUUCAGCCAAAAAAGAAGAAAUAGAUGAAUCUGAGCCAGUCAAUAAAAAGCCAGAUAAGAAGAAAAAGAGCCAGAAGGUCCCAAAAUCUGGUUUUGAAGAUGAAGAAGUGGAAGGUGAAGAGUUUGGGCUACCAAAAGGCAAAGGUCGGAAGCAAAAAUCUGAGCAAUCAGAUGAGGAAGAUUUCAUUGAGAGAGCUAAAGGGAGAUCCCAAAGUCAUGCACAAAAACUAGAGCUUUCAGAAGGCGAGGAAGUUGAGACUAAGAAUUCUAAAGCAAAUUCAGUCAGUGAUGAAGACAGCAGUGAGUUCCCUCAAAAUACAAAGAAUAAGAAGAAUCAAAAAAGUAAUCAGCCCAAGAAAGGUGAAAGUGAAGGGGAGGAUGGAGGAGAUUCUGGAUUCAAACUAAAAACAGCUGCACAAAAGAAAGCAGAAAAGAAAGAAAGGGAGCGCAAGAAACGGGAAGAGGAAAAGGCUAAACUUCGUAAGCAGAAAGAAAAGGAUGAUUCUGAACGACAGAGAAAGGAAAAAGAGCAGGAAGCUAAAACUCAGAAAGCUGAAGCUGAACUUGUUUCUAAAAGUGUACAUGAGAAAAUGGAUGUUACUGCAACUGCUGAAGUUAAGGGAAUUGAAGAUACUGCAGGUGCGGAAGGUGAAGAAAAUGAUGGGGACAAAAAGAAAAAGGACAAAAAGAAAAAGAAAGAUAAAGAUGAAAAAGAGAAGAAGAAAGCUGGUCCCAGCAAGGCUACUGUAAAAGCUAUGCAGGAAGCACUUGCAAGAUUAAAAGAAGAAGAAGAAAGGCAAAGAAGAGAGGAGGAAGAACGUUUACAACGGUUGGAAGAACUGGAAGCGAAACGCUUAGAACAGGAGAAACUAGAACAGGAACGUAAAGAGAAAAAGAAACAAAAAGAAAAAGAAAGAAAAGAACGCUUGAAGAAGGAGGGCAAAUUGUUGACGAAAUCCCAGAGGGAUGCCAAAGCAAGAGCUGAGGCUACACUUGAACUUCUUCGUGCUCAAGGUGUUGAUGUGCCAUCCAAAGAUUCAAUUCCAAGGAAACGACCAGUAUAUGAUACCAGAAAAAAGAAAAAGCAGCACGAGAGCAAAGGAGAGGAAAGCAAAGAAGGUGAGUGCUUAGUCUUCAAGCAAUUUCACCAGUCUACAAUCUUAAAUAAUAAUAAAUAAUAUCAUUGAAGCAAU
Rhincodon typus (whale shark) is the source of this 1516-nucleotide messenger RNA. Its product is annotated as eukaryotic translation initiation factor 5B-like. The coding region runs from base 107 to 1501 and encodes 464 amino acids. The transcript is spliced from 7 exons. The record is from RefSeq and is a predicted model, not a curated record. Lineage: Eukaryota; Metazoa; Chordata; Chondrichthyes; Orectolobiformes; Rhincodontidae.